Pteronotus mesoamericanus is the source of this 1233-nucleotide messenger RNA. RefSeq names its product AT-rich interaction domain 3C (gene ARID3C). Bases 1 to 1233 code for a protein of 410 amino acids. Lineage: Eukaryota; Metazoa; Chordata; Mammalia; Chiroptera; Mormoopidae. Gene Ontology annotation, biological process: regulation of transcription by RNA polymerase II. The record is from RefSeq and is a predicted model, not a curated record. Gene Ontology annotation, molecular function: DNA binding. The transcript is spliced from 7 exons. Gene Ontology annotation, cellular component: nucleus.
AUGGAAGCCCUGCAGAGGCAGCAGGCAGCCCGACUGGCCCAGGGGGUGGGGCCAUUGGUCCCUCCACAUCCAGCGCCACCACGGCCUCCCUUGCCUGGCCUCCGGAUUCUGCAGGCCCCAGAGAGGGCUUUGGGGGAGGUUGGCGCUGAGGAAGAGGAGGAUACUGAAGAGGAUGAGGAUGGGGAGGAAGCUGGGCCUGAGGAAGAGGCAGCUGAGGAGAGUCGUCCAGGAACCCGGGGCCCCAGCCCACCUUCCAACCAGCCCCCUGGACCUCAUCCCCAUGAGUGGACCUACGAGGAACAGUUCAAGCAGCUGUAUGAGCUCGAUGAAGACCCCAAGAGGAAGGAAUUCCUGGAUGACCUGUUCAGCUUCAUGCAGAAGAGGGGGACGCCAGUGAACCGCGUGCCCAUUAUGGCGAAGCAGGUGCUGGACCUGUACGCUCUGUUUCGCCUGGUGACAGCCAAAGGCGGCCUAGUGGAAGUCAUCAACCGCAAGGUGUGGAGGGAGGUCACGCGCGGCCUCAGCCUGCCCACCACAAUCACGUCGGCCGCCUUCACUCUACGCACCCAGUACAUGAAGUACCUGUACCCAUACGAGUGCGAGACGCGGGCGCUCAGCUCCCCCGGGGAGCUCCAGGCCGCUAUCGACAGCAACCGGCGAGAGGGCCGUCGUCAGGCUUACACCGCCGCCCCGCUCUUCAGCCUGGGCCGCCCGCCCCCUCGGGCGACCCCUGGCCCCGCCUCUGGUCCUGGCUCCGCCCUGCCCGCACCCACGCCUGGCCCCCGCCCAGCCCAGGGCUCCGCCUCCGGCCUGCCGGCGCACGCAUGCGCGCAGCUGAGCCUGAGCCCCAUUAAGAAAGAGGAGAGUGGAAUUCCAACCCCUCGACUGGCACUGCCUGUGGGCUUGGCCUUGGGACCUGCACGGGAGAAGUUGGCACCAGAGGAGCCUCCAGAGAAGAGGGCUGUGCUGAUGGGGCCCAUUGACCCAACUCGACCUGGUGCACACCACAGUUUCCUGCCUCAUGGCAAGGUUCCCCUAAGGGAAGAGCGGCUGGAUGGACCUCUCAAUCUGGCAGGCAGUGGUAUCAGCAGUAUCAACAUGGCACUAGAGAUCAACGGGGUGGUCUACACUGGCAUCCUCUUUGCACGCCGCCAGCCUGUGCCAGCUUCCCAUGGCCCAACUAACACUGCACCCCCAACCCCUACAGGACCCUCUUCCAACACCUCACCCUGA